Molecule: messenger RNA, 1277 nt
Organism: Lycium ferocissimum
Lineage: Eukaryota; Viridiplantae; Streptophyta; Magnoliopsida; Solanales; Solanaceae
Product: transcription repressor OFP1-like
Exons: 1
Coding region: 9-1109 (366 amino acids)
Biological process (GO): negative regulation of DNA-templated transcription
Molecular function (GO): DNA binding
Source: RefSeq, a predicted model, not a curated record
UAGUCAUCAUGGGAAAUUAUAGGUUUAGAUUAUCAGAUAUGAUGCCAAAUGCUUGGUUUUACAAGCUCAAAGACAUGAGCAAAAGCAGCAACAACAAAAGCAGAAGCCAUAGCCAGACAACCUCAUCUUCAUCACCAUCAUCAUUAAAUCUUCAAUCAGACAAAAAAAGACAACCCCACCACAACCUGGCUUACCAGAGAAAAUCAUAUUACAUUUCAAGAAACCUCUGUCCACCUGAUAAUAACAAUAAUAACCAUGAAACAUUCUCCCAAAAUCCUGUCCUAAAAGCCUCUGACAAUGUUGUCCAUUUUUCUGAGCCAUCAAGAAAAUCUUCCAAGAAGAGACGUAGCACAACAACGAGAAGAAAAAAUUCUCCAAAACUUGUUGGUUCCUCUGUUUCAGCAAGUUGUAGUUGUCGUGCUUCUCUUGAAUCUGUAUGGACAAAACCCGAUUCUACCCCUGAAGAAUACCCAAAUUCGCCAAUUUCCUCCUCCUCAUCAUCUUCUUCUUCUUUAGAAAAAACGUCGAUUUUAGCUGGAAAAAUUGACCCCAUGAUUUCAAUUUCACCGUCUUGUGGCUGCACAAUUGAUGACAUGAAGAAAGAGACAAUAAAUCUUGAUCAUGGGUUUCAAUCAGUUUCCAAAAUUGAUCUUCCCCCUAUCAUAACCAAGUCCGAAAAGUUCGAUGGAAAACAAAGUAUUAUGAAAGAGGAACAGAGGAUUGUGAAAGAUGAACAGAGGAUUGUGAAAGAACAGAGGAUUAAUCCAGUGAGAAGAGUUUCAGUGAGUUCAACAACUGGUGUGAAGUUGAGAACGAAUUCUCCAAGAAUAACAAACAACAAGAAGAUUCAAGGAAGUAGAAAGAGUGUUUCUUCAAGGAAGACUAGAGUUUCUGAAAGUUUUGCUGUGGUGAAAUCAUCUAAAGAUCCACAAAGAGAUUUUAGAGAGUCAAUGGUGGAGAUGAUAAUGGAGAAUAAUAUAAGAGCAUCAAAGGAUUUGGAAGAACUUCUUGCUUGCUAUCUUUCAUUGAAUUCAGAUGAGUAUCAUGAGCUAAUCAUCAAGGUGUUCAAGCAAAUAUGGUUCGAUAUCACUGAUAUUAGGUUAAAGUAAAUAAUAAGAAUCUAUGUUUUAAUUUCAUUUUAUCAUAGUUCAUGAUAUGUGUAUAAUUAGAGGUCUUUGGAUUCGACUUGGGCAAAUUGAGUUUCCGACACUGAAUGCGUGAAGGAAAGAAAAGUACAAAAUCGAAAUCUUGGGGUAAUAAAAAGAUUUGUCUGACUA